Molecule: messenger RNA, 240 nt
Organism: Penicillium brevicompactum
Lineage: Eukaryota; Fungi; Ascomycota; Eurotiomycetes; Eurotiales; Aspergillaceae
Product: copper metallochaperone ATX1
Exons: 2
Coding region: 1-240 (79 amino acids)
Biological process (GO): copper ion transport
Cellular component (GO): cytosol
Molecular function (GO): copper chaperone activity; metal ion binding
Source: RefSeq, a predicted model, not a curated record
AUGUCAGACCACCAGUACAAGUUCAAUGUGACCAUGACCUGCGGCGGAUGCUCCGGCGCCGUCGAGCGAGUCCUCAAGAAGCUGGAAGGCGUCAAGUCCUUCGACGUGAACCUCGAGUCCCAGACCGCCAACAUCACCGCCGAUCCCGCGCUCUCCUACGAGACCGUGCUGGCCACCAUCAAGAAGACGGGCAAGGCUGUGAACAGCGGAGAGGCCGAUGGAGAAAGUAAAUCUGUCUAA